AUGAGGCAGGGAAUUGAAGUUGAUGAUGCGGAAGUCGUGUGGCCAGAAUCAGCGAGGGAGAAGGUUGUGGAGAAGAAUUGGCGAUCAGUAUUCCGCGUCCACCUGGAUGAUGUCGAGAAGUUUGGCCUAGAGUACUGCAUCUAUUUUCAGACCCUGCGAGUCUUAUGCCUCAUGUUUUUCGUGCUUUCGCUGCUGGCCAUUCCGGAGCUGCUCUUCUGCUUGCGUGGGAAUGUAUUUAUGCAGGGUGAUUUGCUGAGCCGCCUUGGCCGACUGACGCUUGGCAACGUGUCGCCAGAGACGGUGCUCCACGCAGGCGAUUCGCUGAGGAAAAGGCAGCGUUCAGACGGGGUUUAA
Molecule: messenger RNA, 354 nt
Organism: Symbiodinium sp. CCMP2456
Lineage: Eukaryota; Dinophyceae; Suessiales; Symbiodiniaceae
Source: the annotation of a GenBank genome assembly